Messenger RNA from Priapulus caudatus, 1276 nucleotides. RefSeq names its product protein cornichon-like. Lineage: Eukaryota; Metazoa; Priapulida; Priapulimorpha; Priapulimorphida; Priapulidae. The coding region runs from base 13 to 447 and encodes 144 amino acids. Gene Ontology annotation, biological process: endoplasmic reticulum to Golgi vesicle-mediated transport. The transcript is spliced from 5 exons. The record is from RefSeq and is a predicted model, not a curated record. Gene Ontology annotation, cellular component: COPII-coated ER to Golgi transport vesicle; endoplasmic reticulum membrane.
AACAGCGUUAAAAUGGCUUUUACUUUUGCAGCGUUUUCAUACAUUGCGGCACUUAUUUUAGAUGCUUUUUUGAUAUUUUUUGCUAUCUUUCAUGUUAUUGCCUUUGAUGAACUGAAAACGGACUACAAGAAUCCUAUUGACCAAUGCAACAGUUUAAAUCCAUUGGUGUUACCAGAAUACAUAAUUCAUCUAUUCUUCAAUCUUCUAUUCUUAUUUGCUGGAGAAUGGUUCACUAUAAUACUUAACAUACCUCUCAUUGCAUACCAUGUACACAGGUACUUGCACAGACCCGUCAUGAGUGGGCCAGGUUUAUACGACCCAACGACGAUUAUGAAUGCAGACGAACUCUCCAGGUGCCAGCGAGAGGGUUGGGUAAAGAUGGGCUUCUACUUGCUGUCGUUCUUUUACUAUCUGUACAGCAUGAUCUACGUUCUGGUUAGCGCCUAAAGAAGAGGCUCCACGCUGUUAGGAGCAUGAGAACAAGGCACAGCAUCUGUUGGUGUUCUGCUCGCAAGAUGUUUCCUACUUUCCCUUUGAAAUAAUAAAUUUAGUUGUCCUGCCAGGGAGAAAUACAGGCUCUGAGUUUGCGUUUAGAGGAAACUCGAUUUGCACGAUAAUUUUUAUUCUGGUCAUCGUACAAGCCAUUCUUCUUGCAUAGCCAGUGUGUCAUCAUUUGAGCUCUAUCAUACUUGAUUAACGGUAAGUGUUUGAGUGUAGGUUUGUGUGAACAUCACGUGUGAGCAGCAAAUGUAAAACCAAAUCUAGCGAUCACCUUUGCAUGUUUAUUCCUCCGACGUGCUUUAUUAAAAUUAAGCACAAGAAUAAUGCUACCCAGCUUUCAGCAUUAUUGUAUACUAAACCAAGAAUAGAAAAGCAUCAAUGAACUUAUGUGGUAACAAUAAUUCUUCUGUAGUAUUGGAAGAAAAGCUAUAUGGAAACGACCGUCCAUUAUAAUUUAAUUACUCCAGUUAUCACACAGCUUGAUGACAACGCUGUUAGUUAGUGCCAGUAAAUGCAAUAGAAAUGCAAGUUGGGCUAUUAAAUUAUUGUCUUUGAGCAGCUUUUAUGUAGAACUCUUGAACUGCUGUACUAGGUAAAUAGCAGUAGCCUUAGAAGUUGAUUCAUGAAUUUAUGUCGAUGGUAUUUUCUUUGCAUGCUAAUCUUGAAACGUAUUUUAUACAAUAAUAUUACAUGUCACUGUAUCUAUCACGUGUCUACAUUUCGAUUUCUUGGUACAAUAUAGCAAGAUUCAUAUACAGAAGUUGGUUUAAAGAAA